Molecule: messenger RNA, 618 nt
Organism: Cooperia oncophora
Lineage: Eukaryota; Metazoa; Nematoda; Chromadorea; Rhabditida; Trichostrongylidae
Source: the annotation of a GenBank genome assembly
AUGUCGUCGAACCAUUCCGAAACGGAUGGUAUGGAAUUCACGGAGGGAGUCCCUCCAGCCGUAGAAGAGACGGGUACUUCCUCUAACGUAAGCAAGGUCGUAAAGGAAACUACAGCUGCGGCACUUCGUGCGAUCAUCGCGGAUCUUUCGCAGCAAUUAACUAGACUACGGCAAGAAGCUUCGUCAAAAGAGAAGAUCGCUCAAGACGCUAAGAAGGAGAUCAAAGAAAUUGAAGACCAACUCCGAGCAUUGCUUAAUGAGUCGUCAACGUCAACGGAAGAGACCAUCCGUGCACCUUCGGUCGUCACCGCUGGACCGUCAGCCGUCGUCGCGCAGACCGUGAAGCAGUCUAGUGUCGAUCAGCAACAGUCUGGUAAAGAACUCGUUGGAGGCGCUGGCAGAUGGAUCGAAAAAGGAAAAUGCAAAUUUGCUUGUGGAUCCACAACCCAUCAAUUCGCAAGUGAUUGUGAUGUUUAUCCGACCUUGUCAGACCGUAGGGACAGAAUGCGUGAGCUGAAAUUGUGCUUCAACCAGCUUCUCGGAUCAUGCAUGAGGGUCACCGAACACCAGAUUUUCGGUCGGGUGAUCCAUGAGGGAUACUCGUUACCUGCCAGUUGA